Molecule: messenger RNA, 1337 nt
Organism: Centruroides sculpturatus (bark scorpion)
Lineage: Eukaryota; Metazoa; Arthropoda; Arachnida; Scorpiones; Buthidae
Gene: Su(P)
Product: prostaglandin E synthase 2-like
Exons: 6
Coding region: 21-1187 (388 amino acids)
Cellular component (GO): mitochondrion
Molecular function (GO): prostaglandin-E synthase activity
Source: RefSeq, a predicted model, not a curated record
ACUUCGGAACUAAAAGCAAGAUGUCUGCGCUCUUUGGGAAUCGGAUUCUGUUUGCCGCAUUUACGUGUAGAAACAAUUUAGUUUCUUUGGCGCGGAAGCAACAGCGAAUAAAUGUCGCCGGCUUCCAUAAAAGACCUUACGAUAGGAGUUAUAAAUGGCGCAAGUGGAAAUUGGGCGCGGGAGUGUUUGGAGGAGGAUUGUUUUGCCUUUCUCUUCCGAUUUUCAGAGACGAAUAUCAGCUGCUGGAAGGCAAUAAGGAACACCCGGAAAAAGAUAAAGUGCAAUGGGGUCCUUACGACAUUCCUAUCUCUCGAAAGGUAGAUGGACCAAAUAAGCUGGGGGUGAAGCUGACCCUCUUUCAGUAUCAAAGCUGUCCGUUCUGUUGCAAAGUUAGGGCGUUUCUGGACUAUCGCGGCAUCCCUUACGACGUGGUCGAGGUCAAUCCCGUUUUCCGUACGCAGUUGAAAUUCUCGGAAUACAGGAAGGUUCCCAUAGUUAUUCUAGAAGAGAAACCGAAACAGUAUAAACAACUGAACGAUUCGUCGGCCAUCAUCAGCAUGUUAGAGACGUACUUGAUGGAUCCCCAGCAGAAGUUCGACCGGGUGGCGGAGAAGUAUCCUUCCGUGGCUUCCGCCGAUUCCCGGAAAGAGAAGAAAGAAAUAAUGAAUCGCUACCACGUCAUGUUCGGAGAGCGGCUGCCGCCCGACGGCUCUUUCGACCGCAUCAGGGAGGAGGUGAAAUGGAGGAAGUGGGUGGACGAGGUGUUGGUGCAUUCCCUCUCCCCCAAUAUAUAUCGGACGCCGGGAGAAUCGUACCAGACUUUCCUCCACUUUUCCCGAGUGGGAGACUGGGAGCGUUACUUCAAUCCCGUGGAGAGGCGCCUCAUCGUCCUGGUGGGCAGCGCCGCCAUGUACCUGGUGGGCAAGAGACUCAAGUCCAAGUACGGACUGAAGGACGACGUCCGCCAGUCCCUGUACGAGCAGAUCCACACCUGGACUCGGGCGGUGGGUGCCAACCGGUUCCGGGGAGGACGAAGACCCGAUCUGUCCGACCUGGCGGUGUUCGGGGUGCUCAACUCCAUCGAAGGAUGCCGAGCCUUCGACGACCUGAUGAGGCGCGCCGACCUGCGACGGUGGUACUCCGACACGGCGGAGGCCGUCCGGGGUCACGCCGGCUGCCGUUCCUAGAAGAGAAGAGAAACGGGUUCGAACACCGGCUCCUAGAAGAGAAGCCACCGUCCUCCCUUCGCGCGCCCGCUGCCUUUUGUUAUUUAUAGAAGAGUUGGUAAAUAAAAUACAGCCUAAUAACGCCGUGCCCCGUUUCUUUUUCCGCACCUA